CUCAUUCUCAAGCCUCUGCCAUUUAAGUUUUUACAUUGUAUAGUAACUUCAUAAAUUUUGUGUUUUAUUACUUCUAUAAUAGCUAUAUCUUACAUGUGCAAAUAUCUCUUGUUUUACAGCUGUAGGGAAUGGAAUGAAUUGGGUGAUGAUAACUUGGUAUAUAAACAUGCAUCACUUGCUAAGAUCCCAAUCUUUCGGUGGAAACGAGAAACUGCAGAAAAUAAAAGGAAAAGAUCUUUGUUCUUGCAGAGGUGUGUCGAUGCUGGAAAUUUAGAAGCAUUAUAUAGGAGAGGAGUGGUCGAUUAUUUGCAUAGAAAGGAACGAGGGUAUGCACUUGAGUGCUUGAAGAAGGCAGCAAAUGCAGGGCAUGUAGCAUCUAAGUAUGCAGUUUGCAUAAUUUCAAUAUAUUUGGGGGGAGAACAUAAGAAAGAUGGAAUCAGUGUGUUGAGUAGAAUGAAGGAGUCAAAGCAAAGUAGAAAGGAAGUAAGACAAGCUCGUCGAAAACUAGUAGACAUCAUCAAUAUGAUUUGGCUACGUAAUUUUCUGUGUGUGGAACCAAAACCUGUUUGUUGCACUAAACAUCGUCUUUGUAAGAAGAACUGGUGGGGUCCCAUUGACAGUGAUGAUGAAGACUCAGGCAUAGAGUGUGAAUCUUGUAAAUGUGACUUAGAAAUUUCUCACUUUAAUAGUAUUUGGCCAAAAGUAUGUACUCCUUAACUUUUAGUAAGGUUCAAACUCAUAAUCAAGAUUCUGGCCACUUAAACAAGGCUUCAAGGUUAUAUAUAUAGUUUGAAUUUA
Ipomoea nil (Japanese morning glory) is the source of this 798-nucleotide messenger RNA. RefSeq names its product putative F-box protein At1g67623. The transcript has 2 exons. The record is from RefSeq and is a predicted model, not a curated record. Bases 94 to 717 code for a protein of 207 amino acids. NCBI's taxonomy places the organism in Eukaryota, Viridiplantae, Streptophyta, Magnoliopsida, Solanales, Convolvulaceae.